AUGGCAUCCCAAGAACAUCGCUCCGACCGAGACUCGACGACGCGCCCGCGGCUUCCUCUAGUUCAGUCGCGCGAGACGGGCGACAUUGUUCCACUGUCGCCUCAAGAUGGCCAAGAUGGACCAGAAAAGGCCAAUCCCUUUGCCAAGUCCUGGGCACACUUUGUCGCAGGAGGACUCGGGGGCAUGACCGCUGCAGCCCUGACGGCGCCGCUGGACGUGCUCAAGACGCGGCUGCAAUCCGACUUCUACCAAGCCCAGGUCCGAGCCAGCCGCGCAUCCCACACGGCGACCCUCAACCCCGUCCGAGCCGGGAUGCAGCACCUCAACGAGACGCUCCAGAUCCUCGCCUCGGUAUACCGGAUCGAAGGGCCCAGGGCGCUGUUCAAGGGCCUGGGCCCCAACCUCGUCGGCGUGGUCCCGGCCCGCUCCAUCAACUUCUACACGUACGGCAACGGCAAGCGGCUGAUCGCGCAGUACCUCAACGGCGGCCGCGAGGCCGUGUGGGUGCACCUCAGCGCCGGCGUGCUGGCGGGGAUCACGACCAGCACGGCGACGAACCCGAUCUGGAUGGUCAAGACGCGCCUGCAGCUGGACAAGAACGUGGCCGAGCAGAGCGGCGGCCUGACGAGGCGCCGCUACAAGAACAGCUGGCAAUGCGUCCGCGACAUUGUCCGCGACGAGGGCGUCCGCGGCCUGUACAAGGGCAUGAGCGCCAGCUACCUCGGCGUCGCCGAGUCCACCCUGCACUGGAUCCUCUACGAGCAGAUGAAGGGCUCGCUGGCGAGGCGCGAGGCACUUAUCCAGCUGAGCGGGAGGGAGAAGAACUGGUGGGAUCACACUGUUGACUGGACCGGCAAGGUCGGCGCCGCCGGGGCCGCGAAGCUCGUGGCAUCGGUGUUGACUUACCCACACGAGGUCGCCCGGACACGGCUACGACAAGCGCCCCUUGCCGAUGGCCGGCCCAAGUACACCGGACUCGUCCAGUGCUUCAAGCUCGUCUUCAAGGAAGAGGGCAUGAUGGGCCUCUACGGCGGCAUGACCCCGCAUCUCCUCAGGACGGUCCCUAGUGCCGCCAUCAUGUUCGGCAUGUACGAGGGCAUCCUGCACUUGCUACACACACCUGCUUAA
Molecule: messenger RNA, 1128 nt
Organism: Phialemonium atrogriseum
Lineage: Eukaryota; Fungi; Ascomycota; Sordariomycetes; Cephalothecales; Cephalothecaceae
Product: mitochondrial carrier domain-containing protein
Exons: 3
Coding region: 1-1128 (375 amino acids)
Biological process (GO): pyrimidine nucleotide import into mitochondrion
Cellular component (GO): mitochondrion
Molecular function (GO): pyrimidine nucleotide transmembrane transporter activity
Source: RefSeq, a predicted model, not a curated record